Messenger RNA from Umbelopsis ramanniana AG, 949 nucleotides. RefSeq lists its product as uncharacterized. The transcript has 4 exons. NCBI's taxonomy places the organism in Eukaryota, Fungi, Mucoromycota, Umbelopsidomycetes, Umbelopsidales, Umbelopsidaceae. The record is from RefSeq and is a predicted model, not a curated record. Bases 220 to 819 code for a protein of 199 amino acids.
AUUUCCUUAAGGCAACAACGAAGUGUCCCAGAGAAAGUGGUAAUGAUGGCCACGUAUUGUGCUUGAUUUGAGGUUGGGCUGAACUGAGCUGGGUGCCAAAAAUAUCCUUGCUUUCAUGACGUUUUUGGUGAAGGGUUUCUCUCGUCAUCUUUUUUUUUUUUGUCUAUUUCUAUCCAACUUCGCGACUACUUCUUCUUUAUCUUUAUUACCCAACCAACCAUGGCGUUUCGAAACACUAACAACACAACACAGAAAGAGUUCAAGAUACCUCGCGUUCAGAAACACAAGACUGAGUUCGAAGAGAAUUUCCCGUUCUUGGAGCGACGUACGCCGGCGCAAAGCAUGACGGUACCCGAAGCACAAAAGCUUUUGAAGAAAGUACACACCGUCGCAAACUGGUUAGACAAUGCCGUCCCAUACAGUCCUAUUCCUAUCGGUUUGGACACCGUUGCCGGAUUCAUACCAGUACUAGGUGAUUUUGCCGGCAUGUUUGCAGCUCUUUAUCAAGUCUACCUCUCGUGCUUGUUUGGUAUUCCACUAUGGCUAUUAGGACGAAUGCUCAUUAAUAUCAUCAUCGACACUUUUAUUGGCAUGAUUCCUAUUGGAGGACGAGUGGCAGACACAUUCUACAAAGCCAAUUUAUGGAACUAUGAGAGCUUGGAAGACUGGGUUGUAAAAGAAGGUAUAUUUGAAGUCUCUGACCGGACUCGUAGAGAUGCAGAACGUAGAGCACAGCAAGAAGAAAAGGCUUAUGGGCUGAAUUUCCGGACUGCUUGGAAAUUAGCCAAUGCUUUCUUUCCGUAUGGGAAACGACGUUAAAUAAUAUUUGUCGUUGAUGUAGUUGAUUUUUAGUUGUCAAUCAAGGGUUUACCAUAUCAGGACUGAACCAAUGACUGUCAGGUGUGUGGACGUACGAAGACGUGUUUGAUUCAACCAAACAAAAAAAAAU